Molecule: messenger RNA, 4265 nt
Organism: Macroventuria anomochaeta
Lineage: Eukaryota; Fungi; Ascomycota; Dothideomycetes; Pleosporales; Didymellaceae
Exons: 1
Coding region: 229-3963 (1244 amino acids)
Biological process (GO): transcription-coupled nucleotide-excision repair
Cellular component (GO): nucleus
Molecular function (GO): ATP binding; ATP-dependent chromatin remodeler activity
Source: RefSeq, a predicted model, not a curated record
CGCAACUUCGAUCGCAUUACCCACAGCCAUCCUGUGGUGUUUGCGCGACUUUCACUCUCACGAUGAACAGGCAACCGUGAAACGCAUCUAGGCAUAUGCAGCAUUCCAUGUUCUCCGCACCUUCCCACGUACGCACCCACCUCGCACCGUCACUUUAUUGUCCGCAACGCUCAAGCUUCUACGAUCCUUGAAUCACCGUCGCCCUCUGCAUGAUUUGUAGCUUGGGGUAUGGCUUCACCACCUAGCGAAGAAGCGGCAGCCACGUCUGCGCCGAUAAUUACCGUAACCGACGCGCAAGGCUCGAGCGAUGUGAAGGCGGAGGAAACAGCAGUAGUGCUAGACGCACAAAGUGAAGAGGAGAAUGUGCCCUUAGACGCUGAUGAAGAAACACGGCUAAAGUUUCUUACAACGGGGACUCGAGCGCAAGAUGACCUCGAACGCGAUAUUGGCCGCCAGGCAGACCAGCUGCUCACCGAACAGGCUGAUGCUCGCGACAAGAAGCGCAUAGAGAAGGCAGAAGCAGAAGCAAAACGUGCUGAAUCUGCAAUCCAGAAGCUGCGAAACCGACUUUCGCUGCCUGCGGUGGACACACACAAGGCUAAGCUGAGGGGAGAGAUUGCAGCAUACCAGCUGAAGAUCGAAGAUCUCGACAAGGAGAUGGACGCAAUACAACAGCGCAUUAACGAGCGACAUAGUGCGCCUGGCGAGGAAGAGCCUACAUACGAUGGCGCCAACGGCCCCCUACCGAACGAAAGCCGGCGCGACUUCCUGAUCCGCACGGGAAAGAUCACACCCUUCUCGAGAUUGGCACAGAACCAAGCUGGGUCAGGGACACUGGGAGAGACUAUGCUUGAUGCUGAGAUGGAGGACAUGGUGGAGGAUACUACUACAGGUCCAACCUCACAUCGAAACUUGAUGAAGCCAGGCUUCCAAGACGUCGACACUAGCUCAGAGGCCCCAAGUCCGCAGUCCACAACACGCGCGCGAAAAUGGCGGAAGGUGACACCUUCGAGCGAUAUGGUGGGUUCACGGGCGCCCAGCGCUGACCCAGGUACGACCGAUGGGGACAGUGAUGACGCCUUUGAUCCUGGCAUGUCUGCACGGCAGCUUGCUACUUUGGACGACUCUGAAGAGGACUCAGACGCAGCUGUUGACAAUGACGACGACGACGACGACGACGACUUUGCUGCGGGCUCUGGUCGCAAACGCAAAGCUAGGGGGAAGAAGGUGAAGAAGACAAAAGUUGCGUCUGAAGCAGAGGCAGAGGAGGACCUUACUGGAGUGGAUGAUGGGAAUGAAAAGGUGUAUCGGCAACGCGUGGGCAAAUGGUCGAAAAGCCGUGCUGCAGCGAGGAAGCGAGCAAAAGAACGAGCCGGCGACACCACGGCCGAGGACGAUGCAGAAGAGGAGUGGUUCAAGUCUCAUCCCACGGAAGCUGAUACUGUCCUUGAUGGCGGAUUUCGCAUACCUGGAGAUAUCUAUCCAGCACUGUUCCCCUACCAGAAGACAGGUGUGCAGUGGCUAUGGGAGCUGUUUCAACAAAAUGUCGGAGGCAUCAUCGGUGAUGAGAUGGGAUUGGGUAAAACCAUUCAAGCUAUCUCAUUCGUCGCAGGUCUCCAUUACUCCAAGCGACUCACCAAGCCUGUGAUCGUGGUAUGUCCAGCGACGGUCAUGAAGCAGUGGGUCAGCGAGUUCCAUCGCUGGUGGCCGGCUCUGCGCGUUUCCAUCUUACACACAUCAGGCAGUGGCAUGCUGAACACUCAGCGAGAAGACCGCUAUGAACGAGAGAUGGAGUUGCGCAGCUAUGGCGAUUAUGACACUACCUUGACUGGAGCUGGCAAGGCAGCAAACAAGAUCAUCAAGAAGGCUAAGCGCGAUGGCCACGUUCUCGUUACGACCUACUCCGGACUCCAGACCUACUCGGAGUUUCUGACAGCAACGGAGUGGGAAUGCGCUAUCCUUGAUGAAGGGCAUAAGAUCCGUAACCCCAACACUGCCAUUACAAUCCACUGCAAAGAGCUGCGGACGCCCAAUCGCAUCAUCUUGUCAGGUACACCAAUGCAAAACAACCUCAGUGAACUCUGGUCUCUGUUCGACUUCGUGUUUCCCAUGCGACUAGGCACUCUGAUCAACUUUCGAAAUCAGUUCGAGUUUCCGAUCAAGCGUGGUGGGUACGCAAACGCCUCAAACCUCGAAUUCGAAACCGCAAUUCAAUGCGCAGAGACUCUCAAGGAUGCAAUCAGUCCAUAUCUGCUUCAGCGAUUCAAGGUUGACGUAGCAACCGAUCUACCGCAGAAGAAGGAACAGGUGCUGUUCUGUAAGCUGACGCGUCAGCAGCGUCAAGCGUACGAAGGCUUCCUACAAUCUGAGGAUAUGAAGUCCAUUGCAUCAGGGAAGCGCCAGAUGCUCUAUGGUGUUGACUAUCUUCGAAAAAUUUGCAAUCAUCCGGACCUGACUGAGCACAAGACCCUGUCACGGCAGCCUGGCUAUGACUACGGUGCACCAAAUAAGUCUGGAAAGAUGCAAGUGGUCAAGGAGUUGCUCUCGCUUUGGAGGAAGGGUGGUCAUAAGACACUGCUCUUUGCUCAACAUCGUAUCAUGCUUGAUAUUCUUCAGAAGUUCCUCGACCAUCUGCCUGACAUCAACUACCGCCGUAUGGACGGCGAGACACCUAUCAAAGACCGACAAGACCUUGUCGACGAGUUCAACAAAAGUCCAGAUCUGCACGUAUUUUUGCUCACGACAAAGGUCGGUGGACUUGGUGUCAAUCUGACAGGUGCGAAUCGUGUUAUCAUCUACGAUCCCGACUGGAACCCAUCCACCGAUAUCCAAGCACGGGAACGUUCAUGGCGCCUCGGUCAGAAGCGGGAGGUUGAGAUAUACCGUCUCAUGUCUGCAGGUACUAUCGAGGAGAAGAUAUACCAUCGUCAAAUCUUCAAGCAAUUCUUGACGAACAAGGUGCUCAAAGACCCAAAGCAGCGUCAAACAUUCCAGAUGAGCGACCUACACGACCUCUUCACCUUAGGUGGCGAGACCGCAGACGGCGAAACAGAAACAGGCAACCUCUUCCGCGGCUCCGAAGUCAAGUUCGACGAGGACGGCAGCUCAGCAGCUCCAGACGCCACCGCCGUCGAAGACCUCGCAGCAGUAAAAGGUAUCGACCGCGCCGAAGCCUUCCAAACACCCGUCCCCGACACCGAAGACGCUGCUCACAACGCAGCCGAGGGCGCCGAAGCAGACAAGCCCGCCUCAGACGGCCGUCUCAUGAGCACCAUCUUCGCAAAGACGGGCGUCCACUCCGUCCUCGAGCACGAUGCUAUCGUGAACUCGACUGCCGGCGGCCGCAAACGCAAGAUUCAAGCUGACCCAGCAUUCAUUCAGCGCGAGGCUAAGCGGCAGGCUGCGCUUGCUGCAGAGCAGCUCAAGAAGAGCAUGGACGAAGCGAGGGCAGUGCCAGCCGGAGUGCCGACCUGGACAGGCACGUAUGGUGAAGCCGGACGCCCCGGCGAACCCUCACCUCGCACUUUCACCUCCACACGCGGCGCGCGCGGCGGCCGGGGAGGUAGCAGUCUAAGCCGCGGUCAACCAUCCUCAUCCUCCAUCCUCUCGAACCUCGCAGCGCGCCAAGGUCGUCCCAUAUCCACAUCCACAGCACCCUUGACCUCCGCCUCCUCGUCCCGCGCGUCGACGCCAUCAGCGACCACGCCAAGUUCGUUUCGCGGCCGCCGCAUGCUCGAGAUGAUCCGCGACUUCAUGAUGACGCAUGGCGGCGUUGUGCCAAGCCAGAUGCUGGUCGACCAUUUCGACCACUAUGUGCGGGCGCAGCCGGGCAGGAACGAGGAGUUCAAAGAGAUGCUGAAGACGGUUGCGAGGCUGGAGAGGAGUGGGAGUGCGCAGAGGGGGAGGUGGGUGCUGAAGGAUGAGUGGAGGACUAGGGGGACUGCUGGUAGAGGUGGAGGCUAGACGAUACACGCUAGACGGUACACGUCCUCCCAUCUGAGAGUAUGAGAGCAUGUGGGUAGGGAUGUGGCGUUGGAGUUGGGGUUGGAGUUAGCGGGAGAUACCAGGCAUUCUUGCCAAGUGCUGGCAUGCAUUUCACGCACAGUGUUGAAUUUCACGCACAGUGUUGAUAGAUAAUGAUAAACAAACAAACACCAACGUCACAAUCAGACAGUCCGUAAGACGAUGUGCAUUGUCAACUGCUCAGAUUCAUCGUAGCACGGCCUCGUACGUCCUAGUCCAACAUCAAGAAUAUUACACCCUGU